Molecule: messenger RNA, 1584 nt
Organism: Puccinia graminis f. sp. tritici CRL 75-36-700-3
Lineage: Eukaryota; Fungi; Basidiomycota; Pucciniomycetes; Pucciniales; Pucciniaceae
Exons: 4
Coding region: 73-1362 (429 amino acids)
Biological process (GO): nucleolar large rRNA transcription by RNA polymerase I; transcription elongation by RNA polymerase I; RNA polymerase I preinitiation complex assembly
Cellular component (GO): RNA polymerase I complex
Molecular function (GO): DNA binding
Source: RefSeq, a predicted model, not a curated record
UUCGGGGUUGGCUUGACCGACUACUUCCUCAACUAAAGAGAGAUCACCUGCCCUCCAAAUAAACAGCCCAGCAUGUCUUCCAAAACGGUGACUGUAGCCCUCGCGAUGGAAAAGGCGAAAGGAAAUUACGUUGGUCCGGCACUUGUCAGUUUUCCAGACGUUCAACCGGAUCCAUCAACCACCCAAUUCCAGUUAUACAGCCAUAGAUCGAAUGAGAAAUCGCCUGCUCUACUACUAGGCCAGACAAACGAGCUAGAGUUCCGAUCAGAGAACCAAGCCGACCAAUCCAACUGUAGUUACAUGCUAGGAUUACAUGUAGCCAGUGCGGGUAGACUGACGUUAUUCCCUACCCAACUAUACCAAUUACGACCGGUCGUCAAACGAUUGAGGGACGUGGAUGACAACCGACUCACAGAACAAGCCACGGAUAAUUACGAGGCCAGACGGACACUGGGGACGACGUUUGGGACGAAGAAAGCGCGUCGAGCGCUCCAAGCUGCCGCCAGAAAUAAAGUAGAUCCGGAGACGAUGACGCAUCUUGAGGGCCAGAUCAGCGCGGCGAUCGCCGAAAACUCCUCCUGUCUACCCUCCGCCACCGUCCAAGCCCAAGAAGUUGACGCCAAUCGACCAAUCCCUCCUUACAACAUCAACGCCGCCAAUCCUAAAGACGUCUACUUACUCUCCGACGUCGUCACCAAUCUCGAACUCAACUCGAUCCCAAUGGGGCCCAUCCUCAACGCGCGAACCGCUGAAGACGCCGCCCGUUGCUUACCUACAUCUCACUCCCAAUUCGUCAAUAGCCGAUUAAACGCGUUAUGGAAACGAUGUCCGGAUGGAAAGUUAGACAAGAAAGAGACCAAACGAUUACGGAUCCUGAUCUAUAUCAGCUAUUUGAUCGCCAUCAGACGAUUACACAAAUUCUCACGGGACAGCAUUUCCAACAAAUUGGCAAUCGAUCAAGAUUCGACCACCCCAGAUUCGAUCAUCGAUGGGAUCUUGAAUCGGUUUACUGAACCUGUCAAAACUUCCGAUGGUUCCUUGAAACACAAUCUCACCUCGUUCUCCAAAAUCAAAUUAUACUCUUAUAUCGCUGUGUUGUGUUUGAUUCAUGAUGAAUAUAUGACUCGGGUUUCAGGCCUAUCAGACGACCUACAAGAGCCAACGAAAAGUAUCAAUGAUAUCUUCUUGAAUUUAGGAUGCAAGAUGAGCAAGCUAACGGUUCCGGAAUUCGAGGCCUUGGAAGAAGGCCCAGCAAGCAAAGAUGCCAAGGAGUUCAACGCCCAACGGACGAUCGCGAAGCUUGUUGUGCCUCUCGUCUUCCCUCCUCCUAAGAUCAGAAAACGAAAGAAUAAGGCCGUUUGAUCAAGUUGUGAUCAUACAUCCUUCUAGAAUCGUUUUCUCUCCUUUUUGCUUUCUUUCUUUUUUAAUUUAGUUGACUCUCCAUAUCUUGAUUGUUCAAUAUAAGAUCCUGAUCACCCCUAAACUCAAUAGAUAGAGCACAAUUUAUUGAUUACCAUGGAUAUCUAUGAAUUCAAAAUGAUUGACGUCCAAGAGAAAAACUGACGUUAUCUUGGGAUACAUGAC